This is a messenger RNA of Chelmon rostratus (copperband butterflyfish), 2923 nucleotides long. RefSeq lists its product as uncharacterized. Gene Ontology annotation, molecular function: catalytic activity. The record is from RefSeq and is a predicted model, not a curated record. The coding region runs from base 99 to 1352 and encodes 417 amino acids. Gene Ontology annotation, biological process: isoprenoid biosynthetic process. NCBI's taxonomy places the organism in Eukaryota, Metazoa, Chordata, Actinopteri, Chaetodontiformes, Chaetodontidae. The transcript has 14 exons.
CCGUCUGAGAGGUUGGUUGGGUGCAGCAGUGUGUCACUAAAAUACUCUCCUGGAAUUGUGCUUAGACCACCGAAUAGACGGACUAUCUACACUUAAAGAUGAUGUGGAGUGUUCUGAUCAUGCUGGCUGCUGCCCUCAGUGUCGAGGCCUAUGCUGUCAAUGAUCUCCAUGAGCGUUUGGCCCAUGGUCGCCAGCUGAAGAUCUUCCUGCCCAAAAGUGUAGAGAAGCUGGAGUUCACUCCAGCUGAUGAUCCCGGGAAGACCUUUUUGUACUGGGAGAAGGGCAGACUCAGGACAACCAAAGGCAGGGUGUCUGGCACAGGCAGUGACCGACGCUGGUACAUCGACAAGGUAACUUAUGAGGACCAGGGGACAUACAUUCAAAAAGACUUCUGGAAUAAAGAGAUAUCUACUGUCAAAGUGGCUGUCACACCCAGGCAUAACUAUGUGAAGUGUGUAGCAGGAGAGAGUCUCUACAUCUCACUUGAGGGCAUUGACCUGGCUGAUGCUGUCCUCUCCUUCUCUGGGGUGGCUGCCAACGUUACACUGGUGCAUGAUGGUGCUCGAGUCUCCCAGGACCUUCCUGAUUACUGGGACAGGGUUCAGACCCACUCAAUGAAAAUCGAGAUCAGGAAUGUGAACUAUACUGAUGAGGGACGUUACACACUGAGAGACCGCAGGGACCGGGUGGUGUCUGUUACUAGGAUGGACCUGACAGACCAUCAUGAGUACUCAGAGGGAAACCCUCUCAUGGCUCUGCUUUUACUGCUGGGCAUCCCGGCUGGGAUUUGCUGCUGUUGUCGGAAGAAAAUUUUCAAGAAGAAAGCCACCACUGCUACAACGCUACAGACUACCCCAGAUGCAGUCCAUCCUCCUCCCUGUGGUCCUUUUGGACCUUCUCCUCCCUACAACACCCCGGCACAACCAGGAGUGGCGUACUACCAUGGCACUGACUCUAACGUGGGUCCUACAGUCCACCCCCCCCCUCUGGCUCCAGGCCCAGGCCACUGGAACGGCCCCCCACCCUCCCCAGGUUUUAACCCAUCCUACCAACCCGUGAACCCUGCCUACCCUCCUGCCGGUCCUGUAGCUCCAAUGGGCUACCAUCCAGCUCCAGUCAUUUAUGGCUCUCCUCCACCACCAGCAAUGAGUGAACCUGUUAAAGAGGAGAUCAAGAUGGAGAAUAUGGUUUCUUCACCUGCUACCCCCCCACCGGCUGCCACACCACAGGCUAAAGCUGCAUCCUCUCCUGUGGCUCCUGCGCCCACCUCAUCCACCAGCGUUUUCAGCUCCUCGGAUAGUGCCUACAAGUUCCAAGUUGAUGGAGAGAAAACCGACACCAACUUCCUGUAAGGACACUGACUCCUGGAGCAGCUCCCAGUCCUUCCUGAACAUUUUGCAUUUCUCUAACUAUCAAAUCGGGGAUGCAAUAUGGUGCAGGUGGAAACGAUGAACAACAUUUAGAUGGUAGAUUCUGUUUGCCUCCUUGCCUUGAUCAGUAUUUAAUCCCUAUCUGACUGAAAAGAUGUGUUUUUUGGCUAAACAAUUAUGCAUGUAGGAGUUGGUUAUUUGGGGAUCAAAUUUCCAGAGGCGAGGAGACAAAAAAAAGUAGUGUUUUGUUGAAGUGUUAGCAUGUGAUAUAAAAUUAAUAUCAACAUCAUUAGAUGAUGAGGAGAUCAUUAGUAAAUCUAAAACACAGGGCUGGUUUCAGUUUACCAAAAGUUUAAGAGAUGUCAUUAGCAACAUACAUAAUAACAUAAUUACCAUUUCUGCUCUGUUUGUUUCUUCUUCUUUGAUUCCUUUUGGCUGAUUUAAUGGUCCAGGAAAGCCAAGGAAUCAAGAAAAAGACUGGAGAUUAAUCAAACGUCAGUGUCUAGAAGCAACAGUAAAAAGAAAACAAAGCAAUUAUGAAAAUCAUUCAACAGUAACAGCUAACAGACAUCACAGCUGGGUAGCCUUGGGCGUGUUCAGACAUCUGUCUUCAACACAUCUCAUUUUAAUGCAACAAAUUUGACCGGGCAAGUAUGUGGAUUUUAAUUGUUGGGAAACAAUACAAUAUUACUAUCUGUGUGGAGUAAUGUCUUGAAGAUUCUUAUUUAUCCAGGUCAUGGUACUUCUAGGUGCUUUCCAAAGGCAACUGGACUUGCUUGAGGUUGUAGAAGAGACAGAACAUAGUAGUUUAUUAUGGUAAUUUCUGUGCUUGGGUUGACAUCCUUGUUAGGUGCUGAAUGGUUAUAGUUGGCAGUAGCACGUUAUGCAAUAUGUUGAUUGCAAUUAUAUUACCGGAAUCUUGUUAGCAACAUGUUAUAUUACUUCCUUAGCGGGUAAAGGUAAUAUUUUAAUUACAAUAAUACAGUAAUCCCUCGUUUAUCGCGGGGGUUACGUUCCAAAAAUAACCCGCGAUAAGUGAAAUCCGCGAAGUAGAUAUAUCUUCAUUUUUACUAUUAUUACGACGGCCUUGUUGCGGACUGUCACAGCUCUUUUUGCAUCCGUGUUAAAGUUUAUUGCUGCUGUCGCCCUGAUUUUAUUUUCCUCCUUCUUUAUGUAACGAACCGAAGAUUCAUUUAUUCCGUAAUGACGCCCGACAGCCGCAUAGCUUUUACCGUCCUUCAGCAUGUCCAAAAGUUUAACUUUUUCUGUAAUAGUGAGCAUCUUCCUCGGCCUCUUCGGUGCGUCUGGAGGCCCCUUUGUCGGCGCAGAACGCUUCUUCGACAUUGUGGGUUUUGUCAAGGAGAAAAAUUGCAAACAAAUUUGGCAGAAUGUGCAGAAACGAAAACUGUCAUAAAAAUAUCAACUUUUCACUUCUAAACAGUGAAGCCACUGAGCCAAAUAGGAUUCAGAGCACAAUGCACUGUAAAAAAAAAAAAGCGCUGUAAAAAAAAUACUGUAAAAAAAAAAAUACUGUAAAAAAAAUCCGCGAAGCA